AUGGUCGAAAUGGCUUCAAAAAAGGAUCAGAAAGAUGAGCCGAUAAAAAUAAACAAAUGGGAUGGAGCAGCUGUGAAAAACGCACUGGAUGAUGCUGUUAAAGAAGUAUUAACUAAAAAAUACAAUUACAUUGAAAAUUUCACCCUGCUUGACAUCCGUCUAGCUAUUUGUGGUAUUGCUGUUGGAGUUGCUGGAGUUGCGCUCUUCUGGGACUGGUUCCAUCCUUUCCCGGCGUCGAGACAUGUCUUGGUGAUGGGAGUUUCUGCUUACUUCGUUCUGAUGACUAUUCUUCAUAUUUAUACUACUUACAAAGAAAAAGGAAUAUUUGUCGUUGCUGUUCAAAGAGAUCCAGCUGGCUUUGACCCCGACUACGUCUGGGAAGCGAGCUCGUACCUCAAGAAGUACGAUGACAAGUACAACUUAACUUUCUCUGUGAAAAAUGAGGCUACUGGUUCAGUAAACGAGGCUACAGUGAUCAAGUCCGUCGCGAAUUUCAUCGACGUCAACGGGGUGGUGUGCCUCGACCUCGUGGACAACUUCAUAGCUAGCUUACACGAUAGCCUUGUGGCUCAACGCAAAGACAAGUAG
Messenger RNA from Cotesia congregata, 588 nucleotides. NCBI's taxonomy places the organism in Eukaryota, Metazoa, Arthropoda, Insecta, Hymenoptera, Braconidae. The record is from the annotation of a GenBank genome assembly.